UGGCUGGGGGAGGGGGAGGGUCCUCCUCUCCCUCCCCCGGGGCUGCUCCACCCGCCGGCUGGCCCAGCCCCUCCAGUGGUGCCAAGGAAUGUGCCUGGGCGAGGCAGGAGGGGCCGCGGGGCCGCAGCCACCCGGAGGCAGAGCCCAGGUCACGGGUGGAGGUGCCGGGCCACCAUGCUCAGUCUCAAGCUGCCCCAGCUCCUCCGAGUCCACCAGGUCCCUCGGGUGUUCUGGGAGGACGGCAUCUUGUCUGGCUAUCGCCGCCCCAGCAGCUCGGCCCGGGACUGCGUCCUCAGCUCCUUCCAGAUGACCAACGAGACGGCCAACAUCUGGACUCACUUCCUGCCCACCUGGUACUUCGUGUGGCGCCUGCUGGCGCUGGCGGGGGCUCCGGGCUUCCGGGCGGAGCCGUACCACCGGCCGCUGCUCGUCUUCCUGCUGCCCGCCUGCCUCUACCCCUUCGCGUCGUGCUGCGCGCACACCUUCAGCUCCAUGUCGCCCCGCGCGCGCCACAUCUGCUACUUCCUGGACUACGGCGCGCUCAGCCUCUACAGCCUGGGCUGUGCUUUCCCCUACGCCGCCUACUCCAUGCCGGCCUCCUGGCUGCACAGCCGCCUGCACCGGCUCUUCGUGCCUGCUGCCGCGCUCAAUUCCUUCCUGUGCACCGGCCUCUCCUGCUACUCCCGGUUCCCCGAGCUGGAGAGCCCUGGGCUCAGUAAGGUCCUCCGCACGGCCGCCUUCGCCUACCCCUUCCUGUUUGACAACCUCCCUCUCUUCUACCGGCUCGGACUGUGCUGGGACAGGGGCCCCGGCUGCGGGCAGGACGCGCUGAGCGCCAGCCACGGCUACCACCUGCUGUGCGCCCUGCUCACUGGCUUCCUCUUCGCCUCCCACCUGCCCGAGCGGCUGGCCCCGGGACGCUUCGACUACAUCGGCCACAGCCACCAGCUCUUCCACAUCUGUGCCGUGCUGGGCACACACUUCCAGCUGGAGGCCGUGCUGGCUGACAUGGGAUCUCGCCGAGCCUGGCUGGCCACGCAGGAGCCCCCCGUGGGCCUGGCAGGCACGGUGGCCGUGCUGGGCCUGGCGGUGGCCGGGAACCUGCUCAUCAUUGCUGCCUUCACAAGCUCCCUGUUUCGGGCCCCCAGCACCUGCCCCCUGGUGCAGGGCGGCCCCCUGGAGGGGGGUAUGAAGGCCAGACAGCAGUGAGACCCCAUCUCUGAGCCUGCCCUGGGGGAAGGCGGAGGCCAGGCCUUGGUGCUGGGGAGGAGCCCAGCCCUGAUGGGCGGGGCACAUGGAAGCCUGGAGCGAGAGCGGCUGCGGAGAGAGGGCAGAGGAGCCGAAAGGGCCAGGGCGCUGCUGCCGGCGGCAAGCAAGAGGGGCAGCGACGGUGAGCUCAGCGGGGCCGGGGAAGUGCUGAGGGUCGGAGAGGAGCAGCGCGAGUGCCAGGCCGCAGCUGAAGGCUGGCGACGGGGAGGUGCUGAGGCCCUGACACCUGGUCCCGCUUCUGGCUGCGAGUCUCUCCCAAGCCCGGGGAAGCACUAACAGGACUAACCUAGACCCCCGACCCCGCUCGGCCUGCAGACCCAU
This is a messenger RNA of Mustela lutreola (European mink), 1590 nucleotides long. RefSeq names its product progestin and adipoQ receptor family member 6 (gene PAQR6). Gene Ontology annotation, molecular function: signaling receptor activity. Lineage: Eukaryota; Metazoa; Chordata; Mammalia; Carnivora; Mustelidae. Gene Ontology annotation, cellular component: membrane. The record is from RefSeq and is a predicted model, not a curated record. The transcript has 8 exons. The coding region runs from base 175 to 1209 and encodes 344 amino acids.